Messenger RNA from Drosophila santomea, 694 nucleotides. RefSeq lists its product as uncharacterized. The transcript has a single exon. Bases 143 to 574 code for a protein of 143 amino acids. The record is from RefSeq and is a predicted model, not a curated record. Lineage: Eukaryota; Metazoa; Arthropoda; Insecta; Diptera; Drosophilidae.
GGGACUUUCGAUCAGUUUUGGGGCCAACCUUACACCGAACAGUUCGGAAAACUAGCCAAAUAAAUUCAAAAAUUUUCCGUGUGAAUAACUCCGUGUUUUUCCUUCUUCUCUUUUUUUUACCUGUUGCCCCUUAAGCGUUGCCAUGAAAACCCUGGAGUCCGACGACAAGCCCUUCAAUCCCUUCUACAUUGGCCCGCAUCCCAGCAAGGCGUGCGCCAUUCCCGAGAUUCCCGGCCGCCAGUGCUCCCCCAACUGUCAGGAACAGGUGCAACCAGCGACGACGACGAACAAGCCACCAACCGGAGCAGUGGCCACCAAUGGUUCGCCCACGGAGGUACAGGAUGCCAACAGCGUGCCCACCGGUACUGCGGGCGGCAUGCUAAUCGUGGGCGUGGCCAACAUAUACAGCACCGUCGAGGUCCUGGCCGCCGCCGCUCGAAUGGGCGGAGCAGCCGGUACGGUAGCGGCAGCGGUCACUGGAGCGGAUCAGGGUCCGCCGGCUCCCAGCAACACCAUAUGCAAGCCGUAUCCCUGCAUGGAGGGCGCUCGCAGCGAUAGUCCUGGCUGUGGUUAAACCGGAGGAAGUUCACAUCGGAUGGAGAAGCAAUGUUCCACCAACUGGCUUUUUAAAUUGACUAAAACGCAACACCUAGUUAGCCCCAAAAACAGUAAUAAAUGAAAGAAAAAAAAUUCA